Molecule: messenger RNA, 5321 nt
Organism: Arachis ipaensis
Lineage: Eukaryota; Viridiplantae; Streptophyta; Magnoliopsida; Fabales; Fabaceae
Source: RefSeq, a predicted model, not a curated record
UUGCUUUUUUCUUUUUUUUUUAAAAAAAUUCUGAGGCUUAGCUCUCCUGGUUCCAUGUAAGCAUCUACCGUGGAAGGAGCAAUAAAAAAAUAAAAAUAAAUAAAAAAAUUACAUGGGACUAAGAAGAGAAAGGGUGGUAAGUGAGGUGUGAGGUAAAGGAAAGUAAUGCAUGCUAAUAUGCUAUUGCUACAACUUUUUAGCUUAAAGAGUAACCAACCUGGCAUUUCUUCAGCUUUUUUAGUUUCCCUUUAGAACAUUCAUUUCUGUUCUCUGAGCCUCUUUCCAUCCUCUAUCUUCUAGUAACUAUCUUGUUAGGAUCGGUUUGGCUUGGUUCAGUUCGGCUCGGAUUGCUCUGAUUUUCAUGAAAAGCAGAAUUUAGCAUAAUGGGAACGCCUGUGAAUAUCAUCGUCGGAUCACAUGUUUGGGUUGAGGAUCCUGAGAUUUCAUGGAUUGAUGGUGUGGUGACAGAAAUCCAUGGCAAAAAUGCUACCAUCGUUACUUCAAAUGGAAGAACUGUGGUGGCAGAGAUUUCGAGUAUUUAUCCGAAAGAUACAGAAGCGCCAGCAGCAGGAGUUGAUGACAUGACAAAGCUGGCAUACCUCCAUGAGCCAGGAGUCCUUCAUAACCUUGCCAUUCGUUUUUCUCUUAACGAGAUAUAUACAUAUACAGGGAAUAUCUUAAUUGCAGUGAAUCCUUUUCGACGACUGCCACACUUGUAUGAUAUCCAUAUGAUGGAGCAAUACAAAGGAGCAGCAUUUGGAGAGCUUAGCCCUCACCUUUUCGCCGUUGCCGACACCUGCUACAGGGCAAUGAUAAAUGAAAGUAGAAGCCAGUCCAUUCUGGUGAGUGGAGAGAGUGGAGCUGGUAAAACAGAAACCACCAAAAUGUUAAUGAGAUAUCUAGCAUUCAUGGGAGGAAGAUCAGGUACGGAAGGAAGAACGGUAGAACAACAGGUUUUGGAGUCCAAUCCAGUGUUAGAAGCAUUUGGAAAUGCCAAAACUGUCAAAAAUAACAAUUCAAGUCGUUUCGGCAAAUUCGUAGAAAUCCAAUUCGACAAGAAUGGGAAAAUUUCUGGAGCUGCAAUUCGAACAUAUCUCCUAGAAAGGUCACGAGUAUGCCAAGUGUCCGACCCGGAGAGAAACUAUCACUGCUUUUACAUGCUUUGUUCAGCACCACCAGAGGAUGUCAAGAAGUACAAGUUGGGGAAUCCAAAGCAAUUCCACUAUCUUAAUCAAUCAAACUGUUAUGAAGUUUCAAAUGUAGAUGAUGCAAAAGAAUACUUGGAGACCAGAAAUGCAAUGGAUAUUGUAGGAAUCAACCAGGAAGAACAGGAUGCUAUCUUUCGUGUGGUCGCCGCAAUCCUCCACCUUGGUAACAUUGACUUUGUCAAAGGGACUGAAGUUGAUUCUUCCAAACUGAAAGAUGAAAAAUCACUCUUCCACCUUCGGACAGCUGCAGAGUUGUUCAUGUGUGAUGAGAAAGCAUUAGAGGACUCACUUUGCAAGCGUGUCAUUGUUACUCCUGAUGGCAAUAUUACAAAACCACUCGACCCGGACUCGGCUUCUUUGAGCCGAGAUGCUUUGUCAAAGACGGUUUACUCCAAACUGUUUGAUUGGAUUGUUGACAAGAUUAACAGUUCAAUUGGUCAAGACUCCAAUGCAGUAAGCAUAAUAGGAGUCCUUGAUAUUUAUGGGUUUGAGAGCUUCAAAAUCAACAGUUUUGAGCAACUAUGCAUCAACCUAACGAACGAGAAGUUGCAACAACAUUUCAACCAGCAUGUAUUCAAGAUGGAGCAAGAAGAGUACACCAAAGAGGAAAUCAAUUGGAGCUAUGUUGAAUUUGUGGAUAAUCAAGAUGUUCUUGAUCUUAUUGAGAAGAAACCUGGGGGAAUAAUUGCUCUUCUUGAUGAAGCAUGCAUGUUCCCCAAGUCAACUCAUGAGACUUUUGCACAAAAGAUGUACCAGACAUAUAAAGCACACAAGCGCUUCAGCAAACCAAAACUUUCUCGGACAAACUUCACAAUUAACCAUUAUGCUGGAGAUGUCACAUAUCAAGCAGAUUAUUUCCUUGAUAAAAAUAAAGAUUACGUAGUAGCGGAGCAUCAAGCUCUUUUAUGUGCAUCCAAGUGCUCAUUUGUUGCAAAUCUUUUCCCUCCUUUACCUGACGAAACAUCAAAGCAAUCAAAAUUCUCUUCCAUUGGUUCUCAGUUUAAGCAACAACUACAAUCUCUCAUGGAGACACUGAACACAACAGAACCACAUUACAUAAGGUGUGUGAAGCCAAAUACAGUCUUGCAGCCAGGAAUCUUUGAGAACUUCAAUGUCCUAAAUCAGUUAAGAUGUGGAGGAGUACUUGAGGCGAUAAGGAUUAGUUGUGCCGGAUAUCCAACAAAAAGAACAUUUGAAGAGUUCCUUGACCGUUUUGGAAUGCUAGCUCCGGAUGUCCUUGAUGGGUCGGAUGAGAAAAAGGCAGCUAUUGCCAUAUGUGAUAAGAUGGGAUUAACAGGCUACCAAAUGGGGAAAACAAAGGUAUUCCUCAGAGCUGGACAGAUGGCCGAAUUAGAUGCACGAAGAGCUGAAGUCUUAGCCAAAGCAGCAAGACUCAUACAGAGACAAAUCCGUACACAUUUAACAAGAAAAGAGUUUAUCACCUUGAGAAAUGCUACAAUUCAUAUCCAGAAAAUUUGGAGAGCAAAACUUGCACGUGAACUCUAUGAAUAUAUGAGGCGAGAAGCAGCCUCAAUCAGGAUACAGAAGCAUGUGCGUGCACAUAGAGCAAGAAUGAAUUACACAUCAUUACAAGGAUGUUCUAUAGUAAUUCAAUCUGGAAUGAGAGCAUUAGCCGCACGAAAUGAAUUUAGGUACCGAAGACAAACGAAGGCUUCAAUCAAACUUCAGACACAAUGGAGAAGAGUUCAAGCUCUUUCUGAUUACAAACAACAAAAGAGAGCAGCUAUUAUAUUUCAGUGUCUCUGGAGAGCCAGAGUAGCUAGAAGAGAGCUCAGAAAGCUUCGGAUAGCUGCAAGGGAUACUGGAGCACUUAAGGAAGCAAAGGACAAGUUGGAGAAGCGUGUUGAGGAGCUUACAUGGAGAUUAGACAUCGAAAAACACAUGAGGGUUGACCUUGAAGAAGCUAAAGGACAAGAGAUUGCAAAACUACAAAACACUUUACAAGAAAUACAAGGUCAGCUAGAUGAAGCCCGCGCUGCAAUUAUUCAUGAAAGAGAAGCAGCAAAACUAGCAAUUGAGCAAGCACCACCAGUAAUUAAAGAGGUUCCUGUUGUGGACAACACAAAGCUAGAGUUACUAACAAAUAAAAAUGAGGAGCUGGUGACUGAAGUAGAGGAGUUGAAGAAGAAGAUUAAAGAAUUUGAAGAAAAGUGCUCAGCAAUUGAAAAUGAGAAUCAAGCUAGGAUUAAAGAGGCAGAAGAAGCACAACUAAAAGCAACACAACUUCAAGAGACUAUUGAAAGAUUGGAAGUGAGCCUGUCCAACCUCGAAACUGAAAAUCAAGUGCUAUGCCAGCAGGCAUUGGUAGAAUCAAAAAAUGAAGAUCUUUCUGAAGAGAUCAAAAUCCUAAAGGAUCAGAUAGCAAACCUAGAAUCAGAGAAUGAACGCCUGCGGGACCAGGCAGAAACAGCUGCCAUGGAGCAGAAAGUUCACCCAGAUAUAAUAGCAACAAACCAGGAAAUUUCUGCUGAUCAACACGAACAACAUAUCCAACAAAGAAUUGUAGCAGAUAAUGUGACUCCACAAAUCAAGAAUCUAGACAAUGGACAUCUAGCCGAGGAAGAAUGCCGUGGAAGAAAAGAACCAAGAGCAGCUGCCCCCUUCCUUACAAAACAAAGAGAUCGAAAUAUUUCGAGAUACUGUAAACAGGAAAGUUAUGAUGCACUGCUCAAGUGCCUUACCGUAGAUAAGCGUUUCGAGAACAACAGACCAGCAGUUGCUUGUAUUGUUUAUAAAGCACUUCUUCAUUGGAGAUCCUUUGAAGCAGAGAAGACACAUAUAUUUGAUAAAAUUAGUCACACCAUCCGAUCAUCUAUAGAGAGUCAAGAAGGAAUCAAUGAUCUAGCAUAUUGGCUUUCAACAACUUCAACACUUCUGUUCUAUCUGCAAUGCACACUCAAGGUCAGCAACACAACUAAGACGGUGUCGCGCAAUCGAAACUCCCCUGCCACUCUAUUUGGAAAAAUGGCACAGGGUUUACGUUCAUCUUCAUUGGGAAUUGGGAUUUCAAGUGGUUAUAGUGGAAUGGUGGACAAGCACAAUGACCAAUCUAAAGUGGAAGCCAAGUACCCAGCAAUUCUGUUUAAGCAACAUUUGACUGCAUAUGUUGAGAAGAUAUAUGGAAUGAUCCGUGACAGUUUAAAGAAGGAGAUCAGCCCAUUCUUGAAUUUGUGUAUUCAGGCACCAAGAGCCAUAAGAACCAGAUCAAUAAGAGGGUCAUCCAGAAACAUCCAUUCGAAUAUACUUGCAAAACAACAGGCACUGCACAUGCACUGGAAAAGCAUUGUCAACAAGCUAGAUGAAAUCUUGGGUGUACUGUCUGAUAACUAUGUCCCUUCCAUGAUAACAGGGAAGAUAUUUAGUCAGGUUUUCUCAUUCAUGAAUGUCCAACUCUUUAAUAGUUUGUUGCUUCGUCGAGAGUGCUGCUCCUUUAGCAAUGGAGAAUAUUUGAAGGCAGGUUUGCAUGAGUUGGAACUGUGGUGCCUUAAAGCAACAGAUCAGUUUGCUGGGUCAUCUUGGCAUGAACUCAAACAAAUACGCCAAGCUGUCGGAUUUCUGGUCUUGCAUCAAAAGGCUCACAAAUCUUUGGAAGAGAUCACCAAUGAACUCUGCCCGGUGUUAAGUAUUCCACAAAUAUAUCGUAUUGGAACUAUGUUCUGGGAUGACAAGUAUGGAUCUCAGGGAUUAUCUCCAGAAGUCAUAAGUAGAAUGAGAGUACUUAUGACAGAAGACUCGACAAGCAUGCCCAAUAACUCAUUCCUUCUUGAAGUGGACUCCAGCAUACCAUUCAUGAUGGAGGAGAUGUUCAGGUCUAUGAGUGACAUCAGACUAUCAGAUAUGGAAGUGGAUCCACCACCAAUCCUCAGGCAAAGGUCUGAUUUCCAAUUCUUGCUGCAACACAUUGAAAGCGAUUCUCAGUAACCUAGCAAAACUUUGGUGUUCAUACACAGUUAUACUUUUUGAUUUCUAUUUAUUUGAUUUGAGUUUGGUGUGAGGAGUGUAAAUUGAGUGAAGAGGUGAGGGAUUGUAAUUAUUUUUUUUUAAUCUAUUCCUUUUCAUUUGUUUUCUGGAAGUUCCCUAUUUUUUAUUUUU